GGGCAGAACUUCCGGCAGAACCGGAAGAUCCGCUCCCUCGCGGUUUCCAAAGGCUCUGGGCUGCAGGACGCGGAGGUGAGGUCCGGGACGGUUCCGGUGACUCCAGGGUGUCUGGCCCACGACCUAGCCUAGGCGUCAUGGGUGUGAUAGGUAUACAGCUGGUCGUUACCAUGGUGAUGGCCAGUGUCAUGCAGAAGAUUAUACCUCACUAUUCUCUUGCUCGAUGGCUACUCUGUAAUGGCAGUUUGAGGUGGUAUCAGCAUCCUACAGAAGAAGAAUUAAGAAUCCUUGCAGGAAAACAACAAAAAGGAAAAAGCAGAAAAGAUAGGAAAUAUAAUGGUCACAUUGAAAGUAAGCCAUUAACCAUUCCAAAGGAUAUUGACCUUCAUCUAGAAACAAAGUCAGUUACAGAAGUGGAUACUUUAGGUAAGGGAAAUCUUGAUAAAAUAUUCUGGAAAUCUUACUUGAAGCUCCCACAAAGUUAUUUGUGGUUUUUCCUGAACUUUUCCUUCUGCAGCAAAGUUCUAUUUUCAUUAACUACACACUAUUUUAAAGUAGAAGAUGGUGGUGAAAGAUCAGUUUGUGUCACCUUUGGAUUUUUUUUCUUCGUCAAAGCAAUGGCUGUCUUGAUCGUAACGGAAAAUUAUCUCGAAUUUGGACUUGAAACAGGGUUUACAAAUUUUUCAAACAGUGCGAUGCAAUUUCUUGAAAAGCAAGGUUUAGAAUCUCAGAGUCCUGUUUCAAAACUUACUUUCAAAUUUUUCCUGGCUAUUUUCUGUUCACUCAUUGGGGCUUUUUUGACAUUUCCUGGAUUACGGCUGGCUCAAAUGCAUCUGGAUGCCCUGAAUUUGGCAACAGAAAAAAUUACACAAACAUUACUUCAUAUCAACUUCUUGGCGCCUUUAUUUAUGGUUCUGCUCUGGGUAAAACCAAUCACCAAAGACUACAUUAUGAACCCACCACUGGGUAAAGAAAAUAUCCCUUUAAUGACAGAAGCUACAUUCGAUACUCUGCGACUCUGGCUAAUAAUCCUGCUGUGUGCUUUACGGUUGGCCAUGAUGCGUAGUCACCUGCAAGCUUAUUUAAACUUAGCCCAGAAAUGUGUGGAUCAGAUGAAAAAAGAAGCAGGGCGAAUAAGUACAGUUGAGCUACAGAAAAUGGUGGCUCGAGUCUUUUAUUACCUUUGUGUCAUUGCACUGCAGUAUGUGGCACCUCUGGUAAUGCUGCUUCACACAACUCUGCUUUUGAAAACAUUAGGUAAUCAUUCCUGGGGGAUUUAUCCAGAAUCUCUGUCUACCUUGCCAGUGGAUAAUAGCCUACCCUCCAAUUCUGUUCACUCUGAAUUACCAUCUGCUGAUGGGAAGAUGAAGGUAACUGUUACACAAAUAACAGUGGCACUGAGCAGCUUAAAAAAUAUUUUUACUCCUCUCCUUUUUCGAGGACUUCUAUCUUUUCUGACCUGGUGGAUUGCAGCUUGCCUCUUUUCUACAAGCCUUUUUGGGCUUUUCUAUCACCAGUAUCUGACUGUGGCAUGAAUCUCAGUUAACAAAAAGGAUAUACAAGUCUUACUUUAAAUUCAAAUACUUGUGCCCUUGAAGGGCUGAUGAAAACCAGAAGAAAUCAAAUACAAAGAAAAAAAAGAACAUAUCAAAAUAUCUUAUUUUAAAUGUUUCCUCUGUAUUCUCAGGGUGAAUUAAUGUUAUAAUAUUUAAAAUCACAGAAUAGAUUGUUCACUGUUACACUGUGGCAUUGGAAUUUUAACUCUUUGUAUUUACUGAUGUGAGAGGGCUAUCUACAAGGGUAAUACUUAUAAUUACCUUGGUUUACAGAAACCUCCAGCAGUCUUCUUUGAAACAUCUCAUAUGACUCCAGUUAUUGACUGAUUAUGCUUAAUGGUAUUAAGGUACUGUUAAUAGUCAUAGUGGCUACCUAUAGAACAGUCUUCAACCUGAGCCAUGCUUUAGGGGAGGGAAAAGAGCUAAAGUCACUUCUGUUGGUAAUAUAUCAGUUACUGUUCAAACAACAGUAAAAUCCAACAGAAAGAAAGAGAUUGCUACUGUAUAUUACAGUAAAGAAAGCUGCAUAGUUAUUUUAAAUUUAAUGGAGAUAUACAUGCUGAAUAUCUACAAGUACCGCUGCUUGAGAGUAGCAAGAUGUUGUUUUAAAAUGUAUACUACCCAACUUGAGAGUUUUUUUAAAUGAUAGGCCAUAUAACAUCUGCAAUCUUGCUGUUAGGUUUGGCCUGCCAUAUUUUAUUUUAUUCUAUGAUCCUGAAUAGUUCGUUUUAAUAGUCUAAAAAUAUUUAUCAAUAUUGAUCAGACUUUUAAAAAAUUACUUUGUAAUCCUGCUGACUACCUGUAUGUAUUGUAUAUAUAUUAUAUAUUAAACAUAUAAUAUAUUGAGAUUUUAAAAGAUGAAAAUAUUGAAUUCUUAUAAUAUUUUAUGUUGCUGAAUGUAUGUCAAAAAGUGAUUUGAAUGAGAUGUAGUUGUAUCUAGAAAUUUUAUUUCUUUUUGGAAUGAAAUUAAAAUACAUUUUGAAAGUUCA
This is a messenger RNA of Lemur catta (Ring-tailed lemur), 2545 nucleotides long. It is a transcript of the gene TMEM161B, whose product is annotated as transmembrane protein 161B. The transcript has 12 exons. The record is from RefSeq and is a predicted model, not a curated record. Bases 138 to 1535 code for a protein of 465 amino acids. Lineage: Eukaryota; Metazoa; Chordata; Mammalia; Primates; Lemuridae.